AUGGCUCAAAAUUUUUUCAAGUUGGCGAUUUUGGUGGUAGCUUUGGAUAUUUUUGUGGCUCAAGAUACGGAUUGGAAGUCCGCGGUGUUUCCCGUCGCGAAAACAAAUGGAAGCGGUGAAAAUGUCAAUUUAAAGUGAGUUUACUUAAAAGCUAAAACUUCUGAGUGGCUUAGAAAAUCUAAUUCAAUUUUCAACAAAAUCCAAAGCUCAAAUCUAGGGUAAUUCCCCUGUAAAUACAACUCGUUCUAAAAUUUCUUAUCGAUUUUUUAUUAUAAUUAUUUUUUCAGCUACCAAUACCUUCAAAAGUACGCUGUUCCCGGCUCCCCAGUCCUACUACACUUGGCUCUUGGCGCCAUCGAUUCGGUCGUCAAGAAUCAAGCCUUUCUGUCGGACUUGGCGCAGCAUUUUAACGCCACAGUCAUCGUCAUCAGGCAUCGGGAUUACCAAGAUAUUCAGUACUUUUUGCCGUCACAGGCUUUCCAAGAUUUCAAUGUUCUUUAUGCGGAGUUGACGGAAAACAAGCAGAAUCCAGCACAUUUCAACGCCUCUCAGCCGGUUGUUUUGUCCGGCUUUGGAUACAGUGGGUUGCUGGCAUUGUGGUGGUAUAAGGAGCAUAAUUAUGAUGGGAGAUUUAAAAGGUGAGGGAUUCAUGUUUGGCCGAAAGUAUCUUUUUUAUUUACAGGGGAAGUACUCCAAGUGCGACGCUCAGAUUUUCUUUAAAUUUUGCACACCCGUCGGGUAUGGACUAAAUAUCAAUUCCUAAAAAUUUUAGCUCGCGCUUUGCGGGCGCCGCCGAGAUAUCGAACGAUUUUUGCUGCCGAGAGAGCACGCUAAACGUGGAGAGCGGUCAGAGAGAAAAGCGCUUUUCGGCCAUAACUUUGGCAGUUUCGUGCGGAAAAAUUUUAUUUUUUGUAGAAACAUUAUUCUUUACGGUAGAAAUAGGCAUGAAAAUUUUCGUGCCGAAAUUUGGCAAAAAGUCCUAACUUUUCGCCGACUUUCGAUCUAAAAAUCUCGGUUGUUUCUGCAAAGCGCGAGCUAAGAUUCUCGCAUAUGCCUUAGAAAAAAUUAUUCUAAAUUUGUGCCAAGCUUCAUCAAAAUCUGAGCGUCGCACUUGGAGUACUUCCCCUGUUAGUCAAAAAAAAAUUUUUUUACAAUUAGUCAAAAAAGUAAAAUAUUUUUUGAAAAUGACAAAUUAGCGAUCUAGAGGAACCAAAUAAUUAGUCCUUUCUCUGAUACUCUCCUUUCUCUGAUCCUCAUUUUUCAGCGCGCUAAUCUCGGAUGCCCCUGUAAAUCUCUUCAAAGGCUUUGGUCUGUCCCUCGGUGACCUGGAUCAUCAUCUCAAAGAGAUUUACGAAAAAGCAGACUGUGAUAUGGACCUUCUAAAUACUGCUGUGAAUGCGUUAAAAGCCGAGAAUUUGACAGUCUUCAAGGAUAUGGGCCAUAUUUUGGGCCUACAAGGAGUUGAUGUGGUAAAAGCCGAUGAAAUGACCGGUGAAAUUGUCAAAUUGGAGUAUUUCAUUCAUGACGCAUUUGUCAAAUUGGCUGCUGAUGAGCAAGAUUUUGCGGAGCAAAGGGGUGACCAGAAUUUUGCAGCCAAGCCUGUUGAGGUAAAAAAAAUUUUAGUUUCAUAAAUUUGUGGACAGUCAUCUCUUUUUGAAAAAAGUGUUUUUCAAUAAAUUUCCCAUACUUCUCCUUCUUUUUUUUAUUUUCCAUCUUUUUAGUCUUACUGCGACUCCCUCAAUACUACUGCUGACACAGACCUGGCUUCCAAAUUAGCACCAAUCAAGCUUUUACUCAAGGUGUUGGGAAAGGAUCGCUAUGGAUUCGAAUAUUUGGACGAUGACCAUCUCAUCGACUUGUUUUGUAAUCAAUUACCGCCCUAUUCGUGUCCUCAAGGACCACCAAACGACUUCUUCGCCAAGAAAUGCGGAAAUGAAGAGGAAUGGAAAAGUUAUUGGGAAGAUGUUUGCAGUCGGUACAAGAAGACGAACGUUGUGGAUCCGGAUUAUGUCGCGAAACAUUACAAGUAUAAUUAUGGCAAGUCUCUGUGUGGUUUUUCAAUCCCUUCAAAAAAAUUUUUUUGUAGGCCACAAAUCAUUGAUUGAGUACGGAAAGGUCCGCUAAAAAAAAGAAAAGAGGAGGGCGGGGGGAAGGGUGGGGGAGGUUUCCGAUGGCGCUGAUUUCGAAAAUCAUAUCAAUUUUUUUUUUGAAUUUUACAAUUUUGCUUAAGCAGUAGUGUCAUUUUCGCUGUAAAGACGAAAAAAACGUCAUAAGUUUUCUUACAAUAUCAUACAAGUUUGACCAAGUUUUUACCAAUUAAAACAUUUAUUUUAAAGAAUUGGGAAGAUAGGCAAAAAUUCUGAAGAAAUGGAUACAAUUUUUAAAAUCAGCACCACCGAAAACCCCUAAACCCAUUAAUAAAAAAAAAUUUUUUUAAUUACUAAUUAACACUACUGCUUAAGCGAAAUUGUAAAAUUAAGAAAAAAUGGAUACGAUAUUCGAAAUCAGCACCAUUAAAAACCUCCCCCCUCCCCGCCCUCCACUUUCCUUUUUUUAGCGGACCUUUCCGCGGCGGACCUUUCCGUCCUUCGUGCAAAUCAUUCGAAAUUUUAGCCAUUUGAUGUUAUUUUUUGAAAGCAGCACGCAAAACGAAAAACGUUUUUUUUCAAUAGCUUUUUGAGAAACUCUCCCCCAAAAAAGUGUUUUCUUGCCAAAAAAAUCUUAGUGACGACACUUCAGACGACCUCAAGAACACCGUCUUUGUCUACGGAAACGACGAUGUCUGGUCAGUUGCCCGACCCAAAACCAACGCUCCAGUCUACACAGUCCCACAACUGGGCCGGGCUCGCAUUUUCGACCAACCCAAUACUUGCGAUUCCAAUGCCCUAAAGCAAUUCAGAUUCCAACUGAUCAACGCGUUGGAAUGUCAUCUAGACCUUCAGGAUGAUGAAGACAUCUGUGGUAAAUUGAAAGGAAACCUCCCGGAAUAUAAACAGUCAGAUGCGGAGAAGUGCGAGCCGGAGUUGUUGGCCUAUCCGUGGGGACAGGUCUUGGAUGCGGAUGGGGGAAAAGGCAACGAAACGGAUAAACACGCGGCCGGAAUUUUCGUAUCAAUAUUUGUGAUUGUUGCAUGCAUUUUUAUGAUAUUUUCGGAGUAA
Messenger RNA from Bursaphelenchus xylophilus (pine wood nematode), 3158 nucleotides. The record is from the annotation of a GenBank genome assembly. Lineage: Eukaryota; Metazoa; Nematoda; Chromadorea; Rhabditida; Aphelenchoididae.